Messenger RNA from Argiope bruennichi, 595 nucleotides. RefSeq lists its product as uncharacterized. The transcript is spliced from 5 exons. NCBI's taxonomy places the organism in Eukaryota, Metazoa, Arthropoda, Arachnida, Araneae, Araneidae. The record is from RefSeq and is a predicted model, not a curated record. The coding region runs from base 140 to 595 and encodes 151 amino acids.
CAAAGAGUCGACGGGCGAAUGAAAAAAGAAAAGAAAAGGUCGAAAUUCAAGAUGAUCCUAAAUUCCCCUAGAAGGUUUCAUAAAAUGUUAUUGAAUCGUAUUAAAUGGAAUAAAUCAUGUUAAACAAAGGUGAUACAGGAUGAAACUUAGAAUCAUAGUCGGCAUUGUUAUCGCAGCUAUAGCGUAUCAAAUAGGAUCCCUGAUUGGAACAGAUUGGAGAGAUGAAGAGGCUGUCAGAAAUCUCAAGAACCCAUUUGAAGAAAUCGGCGCGAAGAUUCUGCGUCUCGGGAGUGAUUUGCCGGGGCUGCGACUCAUGUACGCUUCUGACGAUGGCUUUCCCCUCGACGAACUCACCAUCUGGGACAGCCUCUUGGGAUGCCUCUUCUACUGCUUAAGCUUUAUUGGUCUGCUUUGGAUGACAACUCCUCUACCAGACAUCCAGGUUCACUUGUUCUUUAUCGUCAGUUUCGAGGAUCGAGCUCUAGGACCUGAAGACAGAGAGCCUCAAAUAUUCCACAUCCCCAUGUGGCAUCCUGCUGGGGGAGAGGGACCUGUUCUUAACCCACCCCCACCACCUCCUCCGGCCCCACCUUAA